Molecule: messenger RNA, 1022 nt
Organism: Drosophila obscura
Lineage: Eukaryota; Metazoa; Arthropoda; Insecta; Diptera; Drosophilidae
Exons: 2
Coding region: 84-938 (284 amino acids)
Biological process (GO): positive regulation of cytoplasmic translation
Cellular component (GO): cytoplasm
Molecular function (GO): mRNA binding; translation regulator activity; zinc ion binding
Source: RefSeq, a predicted model, not a curated record
GAAUCGAGAAUAAGGAAAUAAAAGCAAACGUUCCAGAAAUUUCGCCAGACGCACAAGCUAAGAGGCUGGAAGCCGAACGCCUUAUGAUAGAAGCAGAGAUAUGUUUGCUCCAGAGGAAACAAGCCCUGGAAGAACUGCGCAAGGGGAGCGUGGACGAAUUGGCCAACUUCAAGGAGAUUAUGCAGAUUAUGGAACCGAAUGCAGGAAAAGUAAACAGCGCUCAUGCUUGGAUCGAAGAUUUUGAGCUGAACUGCAAGGGGACGGAUGCGUUUAAGCUCAGGUGCGUGCGACGCUUAAUGAAGGCGGACACGGACGCAGAAUCGUUUCUGAAAGUAAACAAGGCUACGUCGUAUGCUGCCUUUAAGAAAGAUUUCCUGGACACAUUCGGCAGGAUUUCCUCAAUGGUAGAGGUAAUAAACACGCUCAAAUCUACGUUUUAUUGCCCGGGAAAGAUGUCAGUUAUAGGUUAUGUGCUGCAAAUGCAAGAAAUCGCGCAACGAGCUCCGAUCGACGAAGAACAAGCCGUCCAGUUCGUGAUCGACGGGCUAAAGGAUGAUUCCGCUGACAUUGCUAUAUUCUAUCCGGCCAAAACUAUUGGCGAACUUGUGAAGCUGUCACACCGUUACGAAGAGAUGCGUAAAAAACGUUGGAGCGCAUCGGGACUCUUGGGACAGAAGAGCAUUCCGGACAAUAGUGGAGGUACUGUACGUUGUUACAAUUGUUCGGGCGUGGGACACAUCGCCAAGGAGUGUACAGAGCCCAAGAGGAUGAAGGGCUCCUGUUUCCGUUGCGGAUCCAUGGGCCAUUCUAUCAAGAACUGCAAGGCCCCACCACCUUCAGGGAAUACAGCGGUGGCAUUAUCGGAUCAAUUCCGACAGGAAGAAACUACCAAGGAGUUAGACGAUAACGAAGUGGCAGUAAUAAACACGCGCAAUUAGUUUAAUACGUCACUCCGCAUUACCACUUCAAUUAAGAGAAAACAGUUUGAAGGAAACGAACUUUAAAGGAUUAGGAAGUUUUCG